UUUCUUCAAACAGACGAAGUUAGUGUGCAGGACUCUGAUCAAUCAUCUCCACCUCACUUCAGAGGUGUUUCCGCCCCCCUGUGUCCACAUGGCUAAUGUCUUCGUCUAUGGCACCCUGAAAAAGGGGCAGCCCAACCACUAUCGUAUGUUUGACAGCGUCAAUGGAAAGGCGGAGUUCCUCGCCUCAGCCUUCACCACUGAGAAAUACCCGUUGGUGAUUGCCAGCGAGAACAACAUCCCUUUCCUCCUCAACAUCCCCGGCCAAGGUCACCAAAUCCAAGGUGAGAUCUAUAAAGUGGACGAGCAGAUGCUGGAAUUCCUGGAUGAUUUUGAAGGCAUUCCCAUCAUGUACCAGCGGACUCUGAUCAAAGUGGAGGUGAAGGAAUGGGAGGGACCGACAGAGGGCGAGGAGAAGCCAUCACCUGGAAGUGGCGCAGAGGCUUUUGUGUACAGCACGACGACGUACAAGCCAGAGUGGAUCUCGCUGCCCAGCUACGAGAGCUAUGACUCAUAUGGGGAUCACGGGCUGGACUACGUCACCAGAGAAGCACGGGACUGAUGUCACUCGCAGGAUGAGAUUAGUAGAUCCUGAAUAGAUAGCAUCCACACAGCUUACAUGCAUCUCCAUAAUACAUAAGUCCCCUUUCUACCUCUGUACAAAGCUGAAUAUUUCUCACAUUUGAAGGAAAUCAUACUUGAAUGCAUGUUCUGUGUCUAAGAUCUUGGGAAUGAGUUAUUAUGUAUAGCCUGGUUCAAUGUAGCUUCCUCUUUAUGUGCUGAAAUUGAAAAAAAACAUUAAAAAAUGACAUUAUUAAGUAUCGAGGCAGUGAAUCAUUAGAGGCAAGACAGUAAUCAGCCGUAAAACUUAAAAGUAUAGGGAGAUAUUGCAACCAAUAGUAUUACUUCAUUAAGAGAAAGGCUUCUGAUUGUAAUGUAAAUGUCGAUACUAAGAGUACAAUCAAUAAUAAUUUGCUAAAGUGCUAUUUCUUUGACAGCAUUAGGUCAACAAAACCUCUAAAAACAACCCAUGUGUGUCAUUUAAAGUCUGUGGUUUCAAAUGUUUUACAUCACAGGGAAAUGCUGCACUGUAGAUACAGCCGUAACAAUCAUGGAUCAUGUUUUAUCAUCCUGUUUCUCAGUAACAUGCAAAUGUUUUCAUGCUGAAAGGCAUCAGAAACGGCACACGGCAGAGUAGAUGUGAAAGAAAGGUACUUGACUAGUCAGUAGUUAACUCUGAUUCACAGCAGGUGAGAUUACCGUUAUACUGGACAGCAGCCUUUCUGUAACUGAAGCCGGGUGUUGCUGUGAAAGAAAAUAGAAGCUUGAUCAGGUUUCCUUGCAGAGAUAUGGAGUCAGAUUUAUCACAGACCUGUUAAGCUACUGCCUCAGGCGUCUUUAUUUCAAAAACACUUAUUGGAGCAGCAAUUUAAGCUCUGUAGAUGCUGAUAUUGUAUCAAAGCCGUUAGAGGUGGCGUGCUGUGCAAUUGGUCCACUGAGGCUUUUUGAAAUUUCCCCAGCGUUAAAUCUUGAAACCACAAAGGCACUGUUUUCAGAACGAUUUCUACAUUUCCAAACGAUAUUAGUAUGUUUAAAUGUGCGGUCAGUUUGAAUCAAUGGGCAGAUAAAUCAGCUGGCGGAGCUUAACAUUACUUAGCUGCACUUUUCAAUGAUGAAGAAAGAAAAAUAAAACAGGAUUUUACCAAUAAAAACUCCCUAUAGCUCCACUUUUGUACCCAUGACUUGACAUUAUUUUUUAUAUAUGUAUAUUUGAGUUUUCCAUUGAAAUACAAUAGUUUAUAAAAU
Scomber scombrus (Atlantic mackerel) is the source of this 1803-nucleotide messenger RNA. RefSeq names its product gamma-glutamylaminecyclotransferase-like. Lineage: Eukaryota; Metazoa; Chordata; Actinopteri; Scombriformes; Scombridae. Gene Ontology annotation, molecular function: gamma-glutamylaminecyclotransferase activity. The transcript is spliced from 2 exons. The coding region runs from base 89 to 559 and encodes 156 amino acids. The record is from RefSeq and is a predicted model, not a curated record.